Tachysurus vachellii is the source of this 2031-nucleotide messenger RNA. RefSeq names its product proline-rich transmembrane protein 2 (gene prrt2). The transcript is spliced from 5 exons. Lineage: Eukaryota; Metazoa; Chordata; Actinopteri; Siluriformes; Bagridae. Gene Ontology annotation, cellular component: membrane. Bases 208 to 900 code for a protein of 230 amino acids. The record is from RefSeq and is a predicted model, not a curated record.
UGUGCAUCUCUUCAUUUUAGAUUUAAUAAAAAGCAUGCAUGUCAGAGAAAUAGGACUACAGGGUGAUUUUUUAUUUACUGAUGCAAAUUUAGGGAAGAAUAAUUAGGGAUAAACGUAAAAACACAAGAAAUCUGCAAGUGGAGAAUGUGAAUGAGAUCUCGUAGACGAUCAUCAGUUUGGACGUUCUGACUUCUUUCUCCUUAAAAAAUGGACAACCACCAGACACUGACGGACUCGUUGCUCGGACCCCAGGAUCGGGAGCAAUCGUGCAGCCAGACCCCAGGACCUGUCACAAUUCAGCCAACUGAGGCAUCCUUCACUACACGCAAAUCUGACUCCUUCCCCUGCCUGCAACCGCUUUCUUUGCAGCAGCAAACCCAGGGAGAUGCCCACGACUCUGGAGAGGUCGUAGUAGUCAUCAAACAGAAGGCUACAAAUGCAGGUCAAGGAGGCUUUUCCUCUCCUCCAGAAGUGAAAUCAUCAGUUCCCAGACUCUCUUCUGCACCUCGGCGUCAUCAUUCCUUGCCCCAUACACACCAGCCUCACUUUGGACGAACGCGAAAGGGAAGCAGGUCAAGCUCCGUUGCGUACACAGCGUUCUCCCCACGACCCUCAAUCUCCCGCCACUCCAGCUUGGCAACCAACCAACCAUUGGAUCGCUCCAAACCCAAAGAUUACCUCAUCCUGGCAAUUAUUGCCUGCUUCUGCCCUGUUUGGCCAAUUAACAUCGUGGGAUUUGUCUACUCAGUCAUGUCUCGCAACAGCUUGGAACAGGGGAACAUCGAUGGAGCCAUACGGCUGGGCCGGGUAGCUAAGCUCCUUUCCGUCGUGUCGGUUGUGGGCGGAGUUAUCAUCAUAGUGGCAUGUGCUGUCAAUUUAUCAAUUAACGUGAAAUCUUGAUGCGAGCUCGAACUUCAGCUUCACAUCUGUCAGUCUACUGACCAGAAGACCAAACAUCUGUUCCUGUGAUCACAGUUUUAUCUAAAUGGCUCUAACACUUUAUUCCUCUUUAACACUCUAAUUAAUAACAGUACUUACAUUUACAGCAUUUAGCAGACACUCCUGUCCAGAGUUUAUACACCUGAGCAAUUGAGGGUUAAGGGCCUUGCUCAGGGGCCCUGCAGUGGCAACUUGGUGGACCUGGGAUUUGAACCAAUGACCUUCCGAUUCAGUAGCCGAACAUCUUAACCACUGAUCCCCUAAUACUAAUUCAAACCUUAUGUUUAUCCUGAAUCUCAACCACAUGAGGAGACAUGGAGGAGAAAUUAACAAAUGUUUUGAAUUGAUGUUUGGAAACGCACUUUUAGAGUGCAAAAUGAUACGGCCACGUUGGCAAAGCUUAACAUUUUUGAUGUGAAAAAUAAACGAGGAUCCGCUGGAGCAGAGACAAAAAAGAUGGCAGCUUAUUUAUUCAUAUGAAAUUGAAAAAUAUUUUUAAUAUUUUUGUUUUAAACAUGUUAAAAUUAAAAUGUUGUUUUUUUUUUCUUUAACAGCAUGUCUCUGUAUGAUGUUUUACAUUUUGCAUUAUUAUUAUUAUUAUUAUUAUUAUUAUUAUUAUUAUUUAUUAUUAUUAUUAUUUUUUUUUUUUGCUUGGACCCAAUUAUCAUGAAUUUUCCUCUUUGCAAUCAUUUAAAACGACAGUGUCAUAAAUUUGGACCUUAAAAAAAUGCAAUAAUGCAGUCACACAGUUUUUCGCUUCUCUUCAUUUCUUAUUAAAAUAUAUAUGUAGCCUGUUUUUACAGAAAGUAUGCAAGAAAAAAUUGGGAUGGUUUCAUAGGACAAGAUGUCACUCCCUAUUGUAUAUAUAGACUUUCUAUGCUGUGAUUUUUUUGUACUAAAAAAAAAAAAAGAAGUAUUGUAGGAUUUACAUAUGAGCACUGUGUAAACUUUAAAAAUCAAACUUUCAUCACUCGUGGAUUAACAACAAAACCUCAUUUUUCAUAUUCUAUUGAUAUAUGACAUUAGCUAGUACUUAUUAACCCUUUUUUCCCACUAUUCCAUGUGUUUAACAUACAGUAAUUGUUCACACUA